Messenger RNA from Elgaria multicarinata webbii, 1005 nucleotides. RefSeq names its product olfactory receptor 14C36-like. Gene Ontology annotation, cellular component: membrane. The record is from RefSeq and is a predicted model, not a curated record. Gene Ontology annotation, molecular function: G protein-coupled receptor activity; odorant binding; olfactory receptor activity. Gene Ontology annotation, biological process: G protein-coupled receptor signaling pathway. Lineage: Eukaryota; Metazoa; Chordata; Lepidosauria; Squamata; Anguidae. The transcript is spliced from 2 exons. Bases 1 to 1005 code for a protein of 334 amino acids.
AUGAUUAAAACUCAAGUGGAUGACUCCAGCUUCCUAUUGCCAAGUACAGCUAAGCCACAAAGACUUUUUUCAAGCAAAGAAAUGGUAAACCAAACAUCUGUGGCUGACUUUGUUCUUCUGGGAUUUUCUGAUAUUCGAGAGCUCCAGGUUUUCCACUUUGUGGUGUUUCUCUCCAUUUACCUGGUAGCUCUGAUAGGCAACUUCCUUAUCAUCACAACUAUCCUCCAGCAUCACCAUCUUCAUACUCCUAUGUAUUUCUUCCUGGUCAACCUAUCAGUUGUAGAUAUUGGCUACAUUUCAACCACGGUUCCAAAAUCCAUGGCCAACUCUUUGUUAGACACUAAACUCAUUUCGUACUCUGGUUGUGUCACACAGGUUUUCUUGGCUAACACGUUUGGAUUUAGUGAGCUGUCUCUGCUCACAGUCAUGGCUUAUGACCGCUAUGUAGCAAUCUGCUAUCCUCUGCAAUACCGUUUGAUCAUGAACUGGAAGGUCUGUGUAAAAAUGACAACUGCCUCAUUGCUCUGCAGUGCAAUCAAUGGAGUGGUACAAGCCGCAAGCAUAUUUAGUUUACAUUUCUGCUCAUCCCAUGUUAUUGAACAUUUUUUCUGUGAUUUUUCUCUACUAUUAAAGAUAUCUUGCUCUGAUACACAACCCAUAAUCUGGUAUAUUUUUGCCCUUGUACUUAUUGUGGCUUGCCCUUGUUUUUUGCUUGUAUUGAUUUCCUAUGUUUUCAUAUUUUCAACUGUGUUCAAGAUUCAGUCAGCUCAGGGCAGGCGUAAAGCCUUCUCCACCUGUACUCCACACUUGACUGUUUUUUCUUUGUUUCUUACAACUGCCGUGUUUUCUUACAUGAGACCAAAAUCCUUAUCCUCUCUGCCCCUCAAUUUGUCAGCUUCAAUUUUGUAUACAGUUUGCCCACCGCUAAUGAAUCCUAUCAUUUAUAGCCUGAGAAACAGAGAGAUCCAAGUGGCUCUGUCAAAAACGUUAAAUAAGAGGAUUUGA